UCGGAAAAUUGAAAAUUUACAGCUAUUGAACUGCUUUUGAGAAAACUAUUUAGAUCUGUAGUAAUAUAUUAGUGCAUUAAUUAAGUGAUAUUAAAUAAACGGUGAUAAAAAUAAUAUGCGUAUGUGAAAAACUUCAAGCAACAGCUAUUUCCACGAUCUAUCUAGUCUGCUGCAUUAGAUGCAAUAAUCUGCAGCCAUGGCUAUGUCGAAAGGCUUUAAGGUUCUCGAGAAAUCGUCUCCGCCUAAUCCGUAUAGUAUAAUAUUGCAACAUAGGAACAAGGACACUGCUCUGUUGUUCGAGUCCCAAGCUGUUGUAUCGUUAUCCGCCCAAGAAACUGACACUUUACGUAAACAGUAUCACAAAAUUGCCGACGCCUACGGCUGUCUGGGCGUCCUACAGCUCAACUCCGGCGAUACGUGCUUGCUGUACCUAGUCCUCGUGAUCGGAUGCUCCUCUAUUGGUAAGAUCGGCGAUGUUGAAGUCUUCAAAAUUACCCAAACCCAGUUGCUACCGUUAUUCUACCAUACACAAGGGGAGGAUAAAGUUGCAGAGGUAAGAAAGCUUCUAAAUUCUGGCACCUUCUACUUUUCUUGGAAUUCUGGAAAAACAAAUGAGAAUCUCUUUGAUCUGACUCUAUGCGCACAGAGGAAAAGUAAAGGUGCAAGUCCUGAUAAUAGAUUCUUUUGGAACAGAACAUUGUUUAUACAUCUAAUUAGAUUUGGUAUAGAUUGUGAUGAUUGGCUGACGAGAGCCAUCUGUGGUUCCGUAGAGAUUAGAACAAUCUAUGUUGGACACAGGCAGGCUAGAGCGGUCCUCGUCUCGAGAUUGAGCUGCGAAAGAGCUGGGACUAGGUUUAAUGUUAGAGGCUGUAACGAUGAUGGCAAUGUUGCAAAUUUUGUGGAAACUGAACAAGCUAUUUACAUUGAUGAUUCUGUUGCAUCAUAUAUUCAAACCAGAGGCUCUGUGCCACUUUAUUGGGAGCAACCCGGCAUCCAGGUCGGCUCUCAUAAAGUCAAAAUGUCAAGGGGCUUUGAUGCUUCAACAAGUGCUUGUGAUAGACAUUUUUCACAACUUAAACGGAACUAUGGUUCUAUUAUUGUUGUUAAUCUACUGGGUUCUAGUAUGAUUGGAGGCAGCGAAGGGGAGGCCAAUUUGAGCAAUGCUUUUCAAAGGCAUCUCAAUGAAUCUGCACAUGCUGAUGUCACACAGAUCAUUUUUGAUUACCACCAGGAAGUGAAAGCCUCCUCAAUUGAUGCAGCACUUGCAAAAUUUAAGAAAAUUGUUGAAAAGCACUAUGAUAGCAUAAGUAUUUUUAGUGCAAAGGGAGUGGAUGUUUAUAACAUUCAAAAAGGAGUAAUCCGCACCAACUGCUUAGAUUGCUUAGACAGGACAAACUGCAUACAAACCUUUAUUGGCUUAGAAAUGCUAGCCGUUCAGUUGCUGUUAUUACAAUGUAUUGACAAAAAACAAAAUGUGAAUAGAUUCGAAGAAGUUUUCAAACAGAUGUGGGUUAAUAAUGGCAAUGAAAUAUCAAAAAUAUAUGCAGGCACUGGCGCUAUUCAGGGGGGCUCAAAACUGAUAGAUGGAGCUCGAUCUGCAGCAAGAACUAUUCAAAACAAUCUGUUAGACAACACCAAACAAGAGGCCAUCGAUAUACUGUUACUUGGUUCAGCUUUGAAUUCUGAAUUAGCUGAUAGAACAAGGAUUCUCCUCCCAUCAAAUAUUUUACAUACUUCCACUGCAGUUUUGAGAGAAAUGUGCAAGAGGGCUAACGAGUUCACUCAACCGUCUACCAUACGCAUUACUAUAGGCACAUACAAUGUAAAUGGAGGCAAGCAUUUCAGAAGUCUAGCAUACAAAGAUGUUUCCUUGGCAGAUUGGCUGUUGGAUUGUCCCAAUUCAGCUUUGGUAAAUACGGUAAACUUGAAGGAACAUCCAUCUGAUAUUUUCGCUAUAGGCUUUGAAGAAAUUGUAGACUUAAAUGCGAGUAAUAUAAUGGCAGCCAGUUCCGAUAAUGCAAAAGCCUGGAGUGAGGAGUUAGAAAAGGUGCUAGGGAGAGAUGCCUCAUACACUCUACUGUCAAGUCACCAGCUGGUUGGAGUUUGCCUGUUUGUGUUCGUGAGGAAAGACCUAAUUCCACACAUAAGAGAUGUCGCCUUGGACUCGGUUAAAACGGGUCUGGGUGGUGCCACGGGUAACAAAGGCGCAGUCGCUAUUCGUAUGGUUAUUUAUGGAACUUCGCUUUGUUUUGUUUGUGCCCAUUUUGCAGCCGGACAAUCUCAGGUUACCGAGCGUAACGCUGACUACACCGAAAUUACGAGGAAAAUUACAUUCCCGAUGGGUAGGUCCCUGUAUUCCCACGACUAUAUAUUUUGGUGCGGCGACUUUAACUACAGAAUCGAUUUGGACAAGGAGGAGACGCGAUUGCUGGCCGCACAGAACAAUAUACAGAGGCUACUAGAACAGGACCAACUGUUGAGACAGAAAUCCCAAGAUUUGGUCUUUAAAAAUUGUUUCGAAGGCGAAAUAACCUUUUUGCCGACAUACAAGUACGACUUGUUCAGUGAUGAUUACGACACCAGCGAGAAGUGUCGCGCUCCGGCCUGGACGGACCGCGUUCUGUGGAGAAGUCGAAAGCACACCAUCGACCCCGAAACCACCACGGAACUACAAGCCGGCAAACUGCUCCACUAUGGACGUGCGGAACUCAAGCAGAGCGAUCACCGACCGGUCAUUGCUAUUUUAGAAAUAGAAGUCUUACAAGUGAGCUACACGAAGUGUAUGGAAGUGUUUUACGAGGUCGUCAAAGAUCUCGGCCCGCCAGACGCGAGUAUCCUAGUUCAACCCAAAGAGAUAGACGAAGAUACCGUCAUAGAAGAUUGCAUCAUGUCGGGAGUUUUGGCUGAGCUAUCGAGCAUCGGAGAGGUUACGCUCGUGCGCUUUAUCGACGAGCAUACGUUGAGCAUCACCUUCCGAGAGGGGCAGCACGCUUUGAACGCGGCUCAGAAGGGUGGCAUGACUGUUAAUUCGAUACCACUGGUUAUAAAAUUAAAAUCUCCUAAUUGGGUCGACAUAGUGCGAUCGGAAAUCAAUCUGUGCACUAAUAACACGGUGCCACUAUUUGGUGAAGCUCCAGUGGAUCGUCCCUUGCGCUCCGCCCCGCCGACACCUCGACGGCAGCAGCCGAGCAGGCCUCCGGCGCCGUCUCCCACUCCGUUGGUGCCGGCGAGGGCGGCGCCGACUCCGGCUAGGCCUCCGCCACCGCGACCUUCGCCUAUGCAGGAGACGAGCUCCAACGCUUCGUCCCCUAACCUCGCCAAGUCCCCGCCAGAAGAGAGUCUCCCUCCCCCUAACUGCGCCCCGCCCCCGCUGCCCGAAGGUAAUAAUACCCCACCUCCCACCGGCCCCCCGCCACCGGUGCCCGCUCGACAGGGCGCGCCACCACCGCUGCCCGCUCGCCCGAGGCCCAACGCGUAAAGAUGCAGUUGGUUAUUGCCUAAUGUCGGAUGUGUUUCUAUAGAUAGAUUUAAUUAUUUUACUAUUUACAUAGCUAGAGUUUGCAUAUUGUUUUAUAAUUCCUAUUUAAUUUUAUAGCUGCGGCUGUGAUCUUUAAUAAAUUACCAGAAUUUUGGAGGUGUCAGGAAAGUAAAGUUCUGCAGACAGCUAACUAGAAAAUUCUGAUUUUUUAACCAUACUUGGUUACUAGUUUACUACUGAUUCUUAAAUUGAUCUCACAAUUUUUCUUUUGAGAAAUUUAAAAUAUGAUCUUUUUUCUCAUAAUUAUAAUUAUGUAACUUACUUAAAAUAUAAUAUAUUGCAUUUUUUAUGUCAAUACAUCGAACAAUAGGUUGAGAUUACUGAUAUUUGUCAUUAAGUACAUUGUAAUGUCUUCUAACGUGUAGAGAACUGUAGAUUUGUAUAAAAGCUUACUAAUAGAAAAUAUAAUAUCAUGUUUAAGUGUUGCUGGUAGAUGUUAAAUGUUAAUGUUAGUGUUCAUAAUUUUUAAACAAAAAAUGUUUUGGCCAGUACCACAGUUUCAGAAUAACAUUUAAAAUUAGAUUAUUGUUUAUGCAAAGCAUUAAAUUU
Molecule: messenger RNA, 4087 nt
Organism: Aricia agestis (brown argus)
Lineage: Eukaryota; Metazoa; Arthropoda; Insecta; Lepidoptera; Lycaenidae
Gene: Synj
Product: synaptojanin-1
Exons: 1
Coding region: 197-3478 (1093 amino acids)
Biological process (GO): synaptic vesicle endocytosis; phosphatidylinositol dephosphorylation
Molecular function (GO): phosphatidylinositol-4,5-bisphosphate 5-phosphatase activity
Source: RefSeq, a predicted model, not a curated record